AUGGGUCUCCUUACCCCCUUUGUGCCCUAUCACUCGUCUGCUGGGUCGAGUACUAUUCGAAAAUUUGGUGGUCUCCUUACAGUCGAAUGGUUGGAGCCGCCUCCGGGUCGAAGCUUUAUGAUGCGUCAGACUUACAGACUGGACGUGGAAGGACCUAUCCCUUCCACACUGCGGAAGCUCAUUGACAGUCCCCAGCGGCCCGAUGGCCCGGCAAUGCACUUCCAUCGGUACCAGAACGAGUUUUUCCACGUCGAGCAUGGCAUUUGUGUGGCGGAAGUGGAUGGCGUAUGCCGCAAUCUUACCCCCGAAGACGGAGAGGUAUCUCUCCAAGCGAACCAUAUCCAUCGUUUCAGCAUCCACCCUGAUUCAGGCGAAUACAUGACGGUGUUACUGAGUGGUUCAGACGCGGGGAUCGACAACCAACUUGAUAGAGUUUUCUUUGAGAACUGGUAUGGAUACUGGCAUGAUGCACUGCUCUAUGAAGGAGGUCUUGAUUUCAUUCAAAAAUUACAAAUGCUUGAUGCAGGUGGACAUUAUACCCCAGCGCCGGCAUGGAUGCCGUUUCGACUUUUCUUCGGAUACUGGACUAGUGUGGUUAUUGGCCGGUGGCUUGGGGGUCUGCUAGGUUACAAGCCAUUCUUCAAAGAAUACACGACGGAUUGGGAGUUUGCUGUGACAAAAAUGAAAAGCUCGUUCUGGACUCGGCGAUUAGUGGACGACUUUUGGGGCGCCAAGGAGCGCUGGGAUAGAGAAGCAAACCUCUCUACUGGACCUAAACCGACCAAUGCGGAGCUCCAGUAUCUCCUCGAGGAUGUCACAGCAGCCACGCGAGCUGCCAAGGCUAAGGCUGCGGAGAAGGGCUUGACCAACGGUACACAUGGUAGUGGAAGCAAUGGGUUCGUUGGAGCUGAUGAGAUAUCUAGAACAGAAGGGGAGAGUGUCAUUGGUAUCUCCUCUGGGUUGGAAUCCAAAACCCCUCAGGCUCGGAAGCGCUGA
Penicillium longicatenatum is the source of this 996-nucleotide messenger RNA. RefSeq lists its product as uncharacterized. Bases 1 to 996 code for a protein of 331 amino acids. The record is from RefSeq and is a predicted model, not a curated record. The transcript has 3 exons. NCBI's taxonomy places the organism in Eukaryota, Fungi, Ascomycota, Eurotiomycetes, Eurotiales, Aspergillaceae.